GCUAGCAAAAGAACAACACCCAAAGUAUCAUUAAAAGGUCACUAUUGAAGAGCCAUGCGAUAUUGCCAUCCAAUUCCAAGAUAAGCACAUCAUUGAGGGAAAGAUGGCCGAUGGGACGUAGAGACGAUCGACGGACUCUUUGUCUGGUCCUUGGGGACCUCUUCUUCCCUCUUCUUUUACUCAGUAUGUCAAAGGAGCAUUGUAUUGAAGAGCUUUGUGAUUGUGGUUAUGAAGUUGAGAUUAAUAAUGAUUGGAGCGACUUCGAUCCAGGGCGUGAAUUUGUUGCUUGCCCUUUCUACUUGGCUGACGGAUUAGGAUGCACAUACUUUCGCUGGAUUGCUCCGGAGGGUACAAAAUGGCAGAGAGACUUAAUAAUAAGGCUUGAGAAGGAAAAACAAGAGCUUAAAGAUGAGGUAUUUAAUCUAAAGAGACAAAUGGAUGAUAUGGCACAUAGGAAAGAAGAGACUGAAAGAAUUAUGAAAAAGUUAACUAAGCCUUCUUAGUUAGCGACGGUAGUUUAACUUAAUGCAUGAAGUAUGUAAUUGGAUUUGGAUUUGUUGAACUUGCUUGAAAUUGUGUUGAAUGUUGAAUAGCAACAUCCUUAUUUGAAUAUGAUUGUAUGUUUUUGAUUAAAUUUAUGCUGCAUUGUUCGCGGAAUGAUUCAUCGCCCAAAAGUUUGAGUAGUUAACAUCAAUUCACUCAUAAUAAA
This is a messenger RNA of Amaranthus tricolor (Joseph's coat), 709 nucleotides long. RefSeq lists its product as uncharacterized. Lineage: Eukaryota; Viridiplantae; Streptophyta; Magnoliopsida; Caryophyllales; Amaranthaceae. The transcript is spliced from 2 exons. The coding region runs from base 111 to 503 and encodes 130 amino acids. The record is from RefSeq and is a predicted model, not a curated record.